Rotaria sp. Silwood2 is the source of this 792-nucleotide messenger RNA. The record is from the annotation of a GenBank genome assembly. Lineage: Eukaryota; Metazoa; Rotifera; Eurotatoria; Philodinida; Philodinidae.
AUGGUUGACCAAACAAAUGAAACAUUACCACAACUAUCAGAUUCUUUUUAUGAUGAUAAUGAUAGUACUAUAUCACCACCAGCAUUAAUCUCAAAUAUUCAAAUAGUAACUUCAAAACCACCAAUUUAUCGUCAACAAACGCAAAGUUCAAAUUCUUCAGAUACUUCUGAGCAUGAUAUUACUGAUGUAUCGUCAAUAAAUGAACAACAACAUCCAUUUCAUCUUGAAGCAAUGAAAAAUGUUCUAUUUGGUUUAUCAGCUCCUACAAGUGGUCUACCUUCACCUUCAUAUUCAGAUCAACAACAAUUAAAUAAAAGAGAUAUGCAAAUUCUAACUGAUAAUUAUUCUCAACAACCAUAUAUUCAUAAUUGUACAAAAGAUCAUCAUCAACGAAUUCGUUUAACUUCAUCAGCAAUUAAUCGUCAACAACAACAACAAAGAAUUGAACGUGAAAAUUUAAAAAUCUUAGAACGUCUUCAAAAUAUUCGUCCAACUCGUAGUUUAAAACGAGAUGAAUUAUUAUUUAAUUAUGAUCGUCUUAUGGGUGUUAAUACAUAUCCAAUGGAACCACGUUAUCAUCAGCCCAAACGACCGUCAAGUACAACUAAUAUAUCGUCUACUUUUUCUAUAUCUGAAAGUUCUCAUCGUUCACAAAGUCGACCAUCAUCUGCUACAAAUUCAUUAAAUAAUACUAAUAAUAACAGUGUACGCUCUCGUCCUGUAUCAGCUAGUCAUCGUUCGUCAUCAGCACGAAAACGAACAUGGAAUGAUCGUUGGCAACAACAAGAAUGA